AGCGGUCGCCUUUCAGCGCUGAAUGUCUGUGCCAUUGCCACUAGUCGCUGGGAGCAAUCCCCCCCAAAAGGUUUGGAGUUCUGUGCGCUGCUUCUGCCGCUCCUCAGUUCCAAGAAACUCUCCUUGCUGGGAAUCCCCUCUCAGCUCCUGUCCAGUUGCACACCAGCUGUGCUGUGCUUUGCAAAAUAAAACUUUAGACAAGCCAAACAGCAGCAGAAGCAGCGACCAAAAGGGUGCCCGCGAGUAGCAGCACGUGAGCCAGCCCUCGGGCUCUUGGGCAGAGCUGGCUCUCCUCGUCAUGUGCGAGACACUCUAGUGCAAGAAAGCGCUCUGGACAAACCAGUCUGCAACCACCUCGUGAGGGCUCGAUUGCAUGGACAGCACCUGAAUCUCGAGCGGUCGCGAGUGGGCUUCUGUUUUCGCGUCGGACUUCGCUGCUCGGACAAAUGCAGACAAAUGCAUUUAGGAGCUCAAAGGACAAGGCGUGGAAACAUCUCUCCCGCAGCAAAAACGAAAACCCUCCUCCUUUUUCUUGCAGCAUGUAUAGCUGUGGGUGCUACACACAUACAAGAAGAAGGCAUAGAUGUUCUUCAACAUUUAGGCCUAAGGGGCCAAGCUGCGUGCCAUCCAUCAUCAGAGACUGUAAUGCCCUCAUUGUGUACUUCAUUACCUCAGGGGGUUCACAUAAGUGUCUCAGGAGUUGUUUUGUCCAUAAACACUACUAUUGAGGUUCCCAUUCCUCAAGUGAUAGCAUCAAGCUUAGGCUCCCAGUUCACCGUACUGAUUGGUUUACGUUCUUACAGAGUAAACAAUGCCUUUCUUUUCAGUAUUAGAAAUAAAAACAGACUGCAGUUUGGUGUACAGUUGCUACCAAGGAAGAUAAUAGUGCACACUGGAGGGAAGCAAUCUGUAUAUUUUGAUUAUACUGUUCAUGAUGAACAAUGGCACUCAUUCGCUAUUGGUGUCACAGAAAAAACAGUGUCCCUAUUUGUUCAGUGUGGAAGGAAGCAUUUCAUCAGGGAGACUCUUUCUAAAGUAAAGCAAUUUGAUUCACAUAGUUCAUUUACUUUAGGAAGGAUGAACUCCCAUUCAGUCAACUUUGAAGGAGUAAUAUGUCAGCUGGAUGUUAUCCCUUCUGCUCAAGCCUCAGUAAACUAUUGUAAAUAUUUGAAACAACAGUGUCGCCAAGCAGAUACCUACCGAUCUCAGCCAACGUCUCCAGAAACAUCACUUGGAGGGCUUUUAAAUAUCUCAAGCAAACAGUUGGAUGAAGAAACCCUGCUAGAUUACAGGACAUUAAAGACAAUCAAAGUAGUCUCGACACUUUCUGACAAUGACUCUGCAUCAGUCCAUGUGCCAUCAGAAUCUGUGCAGAUUGGACCUGUCAUGGAAUCUCUUUGCCUAAGAAAUGCUACUGCUUUGGAAAUUAUGCCUGAACCAAAUGACCAGCAAAUUGUCAAUGUGUCUAAAAUUGAUGAGGAAGAUGACAGCAAAAGGAAGAGUGGACCCCAGACUCAAACAGAAUCGCUUCUAAACUUUACAAACAAUGCCACAGAAAAUACAAGCAGAAAAAAUUACCCACCACUUCUCUUUUCUAUAAGACAGACUAAAAACCAAAAUAUGAUGGGAAACACAUCAAAAGAGUAUUCACACAAACCUGUGGAGAUGCAACAAAUUUUAAAUAUCACAUUAUAUAGGACCUCUGAUUCUUUAUCUUUGGAUAACCAACUUGGCCCAUGGGGUGAAGAUACAUUUCAGGUUGAUGAAAGUUACAAUGUAGAAGGCAAUUAUGAACUUGACAGUGAUGGUUUUGAUUAUGACUAUGAAGAAUUGGAGAGAAUGUUUGAAAUGGAGACUCUGAAAGGGCCUAAAGGGGACCCCGGACUUCCAGGUCCUCCAGGUCCUCCAGGGUUACCUGGCCCACCAGGGAAGAGAGGCCCAAGAGGUAUUCCAGGUCCACAUGGGAAUCCAGGACUGCCAGGGCUGCCUGGUCCAAAGGGCUUUAAAGGUGAUCCAGGAUUCUCCCCUGGGCAAGCAAAGCGUGGAAUCAAGGGCGAUACUGGAAGAGUAGGUUUGCCUGGUCUUGCAGGAAAGAGAGGUGAAAAGGGUCCCAUGGGAUAUCCAGGAGUAAGAGGACCACAAGGAGAGCAAGGAAUUCCAGGAAUGGCAGGCAACCCUGGGGCUCCUGGUUACCCUGGCAGGCAGGGUUUAGGAGGACCCGAAGGUAACCCAGGCCCCAAAGGUGUAAGAGGAUUCAUCGGACCCCCAGGAGUAGCAGGGCUGCCUGGACUUGAGGGAGAAAGAGGCAUUCCAGGUUUACCUGGGAGAAAAGGCCCAAAGGGGAGACAGGGUUUACCGGGUGAUUUGGGAAGCAGAGGCCCCCCUGGUCCUGAUGGAAGUCCUGGACUUGUUGGUGGUGUUGGCCCUCCUGGAUUUCCUGGACUUAGAGGUGUUUUAGGGCCAGCAGGACCAUUGGGACAACCUGGAAUUCCUGGACCUCUGGGUCUUCCAGGAAAUAUGGGGCAACCUGGAUUGAAAGGUGAUAAGGGUGAACGAGGCAUUGCAGGAGAGCAGGGAGAGCUGGGGUACCCAGGAGACAAGGGUGCUGCUGGUUUGCCAGGUCUUCCUGGAGUGAGAGGAAAAUCUGGUCCCCCGGGUAAAACAGGAGACUCUGGACCCCAGGGACCACCAGGCCCUCCAGGACCAGAGGGUUUUCCAGGAGAUAUUGGUGUUCCUGGUCUGAAUGGCCUCGAAGGCCCAAAGGGAAUUCUAGGAGACAGAGGACCUCCAGGACCACUGGGUCCCAAAGGAGUUGAGGGAGAGGAAGGACCUGUUGGACCUAUUGGAGGAGCUGGACCAAGGGGAAAGCCAGGUCGGAAGGGUUAUGCAGGUGAACCAGGACCAGAAGGCUUGAAGGGGGAAACUGGAGAUCAAGGGAAUCUUGGGAAAACUGGGGAAACAGGUCCACUUGGUUUGCCGGGUGAAACUGGACCACCUGGAGGUUCCAGCGAUAAGGGAGAGAGGGGUAGUCCUGGCCCAAUGGGCUUACCUGGAGAAAAAGGUGUUAUGGGAUAUCCGGGACCUCCAGGAGGUCCUGGGUCUAUAGGACCACAAGGAUUGCCUGGGCCUUCAGGGCAAAGAGGAUCUCCUGGACCACAGGGACCUAAAGGUCAAAGAGGACCAAGAGGCCCAGAUGGUCCUCUGGGAGAGCAAGGGAUACAAGGUAUUAAGGGAGAAAAUGGUGACGAAGGGAAAAAAGGCAUUCCUGGAUUAAUUGGCAAGGCUGGUAACCCUGGGGAAAGAGGUGAUCAAGGAGUAAUAGGUUUGCCUGGUCUUCCUGGAAGCAUGGGAGAUAUAGGUCUGAUGGGCGAACCAGGACCAAGAGGACAACAAGGAGACGCUGGUCCUAUAGGAGAAGUGGGCUUUGAGGGAUCACCAGGCCUGGAGGGAGAAUUGGGACCCCAAGGAGAACCAGGUGCAAAGGGAGACAGUGGACCUGCUGGCAACCAAGGAGAACCAGGAGAACAAGGCUUAAGAGGUGGGCCUGGACCACCAGGAGAAGACGGCAUCCAAGGGAAAGAUGGCUCAAAGGGAAAUGUAGGAGACAAAGGGCUUUCUGGAGAAGAUGGUGAAAAAGGAGAACCUGGAAUUCCAGGAGCUCCAGGUCCUGCAGGUCAACCCGGCAUAAGGGGCAUUCCGGGUCCUGAAGGAGCUCCAGGAAGUCCCGGUCAAAGGGGCCGUCUAGGCAAAAAGGGGGAAAAGGGUCAACUUGGUCCUCCAGGAGAGACUGGAGUCACAGGUGAUCAUGGCCAUAUUGGAGAAAUUGGUCCAAAGGGUUCAAGAGGAACAAGAGGUCCAUUGGGAUAUUUAGGUUUAAUGGGACCUGCUGGAGAACCCGGAAUUCCAGGUUAUGGGGGUCAUCAGGGUCAACCAGGAGCAUCUGGCCCUCCAGGACCCAAAGGAGAGAAGGGUUACCCUGGUGAAGACAGCACAGCUCUGGGACCACCUGGGACCAUAGGUGAACCAGGUCCUAUUGGUGAACGUGGAGAGAGAGGAGAGCCUGGUGAUGUAGGAUAUGAGGGUCACCCAGGACUUCCAGGACACAGAGGUGCUAUUGGACAACAAGGACCACCAGGUGAGCCAGGCGAACGUGGUGAAGCAGGACCAAAAGGAGAGCAGGGAUCUCAAGGUCCCACUGGAAAAAAAGGAAUGAGUGGUCAAGCUGGGAAACCUGGAAUGCCUGGUAAACCUGGUCCUCUUGGCCAAAAGGGCUUACCUGGCUAUCCUGGACCAGAGGGCAUUCCUGGAAGUCCUGGAAAACAUGGAUUGCCUGGGCAACAAGGUUUUCCUGGUAAUAGAGGAAACUCAGGAAUAGCUGGACUGGCAGGAUAUCCUGGAACUCAGGGACUGAAGGGGUUACCAGGUAUGCCAGGAAACACUGGACCACCAGGACUAAAGGGUGAGCGAGGACUUCAGGGUUACCCAGGAAAACAAGGUAAAAGAGGCUUCCCUGGGACACAAGGUGACCAAGGUGCACCAGGAGAUCCCGGCCUGAAAGGGCAUGCUGGAGAAUCUGGAGAUCCAGGGUUAAUGGGAUUUCAGGGAUUCCCAGGUCCUAAGGGUCCUGAAGGUGACCUUGGUUUAAUUGGAAUUUUAGGACCAAAAGGACCAGUAGGUCAAAUAGGAAACAUUGGUCCUGUUGGUAAUGAAGGCAUCAUAGGCCCAGCAGGCAAACCUGGCCCCAGAGGUGAUAAAGGAUCCAGAGGGGAACUUGGUCCUCGAGGACCAAGGGGUCAUCCAGGCCUACCUGGUUUACCUGGAGCACCAGGCUCAAGAAGGCAAAUUGAUAUCAAUGCUGCUAUUCAAGCCUUGAUUGAAUCAAAUGCUGCAUUACAGAUGGAGAGCUACCAAAAUACUGAAGUAACAUUUCUGGAUCAUAGCGCUGAGAUAUUCAAAACACUACAUUAUCUUAGCAAUUUACUACAUACUAUCAAAAAUCCAUUGGGAACUCAAGAUAACCCAGCACGUAUCUGCAGGGAUAUGCUUAACUGUGAACGUAAAGUCUCUGAUGGGAAAUACUGGAUUGAUCCAAAUAUUGGAUGUAAUUCUGAUGCCAUUGAAGUUUUCUGCAACUUUACUGCUGGUGGUCAGACAUGUUUGUCACCUGUAUCCGUGACUAAGUUGGAGUUUGGCAUUGGAAAGGUACAGAUGAACUUUCUUCAUUUGCUGAGUUCAGAAGCAAUCCAUACUAUCACUGUUCACUGCCUAAACACCCCAGUAUGGGGAACCAAUGAACCAGGUGCUCAGAAACCCUCCAUCAGCUUCAAGGGAUGGAAUGGUCAAAUGUUUGAAGCAAACACUCAGCUUGAACCAAAAGUGCUUCAUGACGAAUGCAUGGUUCAAGAUGGCAGCUGGCAUAAAACCCAGUUCCUUUUUCACACUCAAGACACCAAUCAACUACCUGUUAUUCAAGUACACAAAUUUCCAUAUCUCAAACAAGGACAACAGCACUACGUAGAAAGUGGUUCGGUGUGUUUUCUCUAGGCCUCUGACUGGACUUGAGUUUCUCGUAUCAUGGAUUAUUGGAAGGAGUUUAUUACAAAACUACAGAAGAAUUGUAAAGAGAAGUUUUCAUGUUUCUUAAAGCAUCUCAGGAAGAAGAAGACUUCCUCCUAAGAAGGAGAAAUGUUUUUUUAAAUCCUUGAUAACAUUAAUAUUUAAUUUUGUGAUUGGUGCCUGUUGUACUAUUCCAUGAAACUGUAAGUUAUACAUAUACCUGGAAAACCUUCAGAAAAUCCCAUCUUCUUAACCUUCUUAAUAGCACUGUACAUGACACCCUAUGGAAAGAUGGAGGCAUACAGUACAAAGGAGCAACCUUAGCUGAUGCUCCCAGAUGUGCAAUAGUUUGUAUUAUAAUGAUAUGAGAAUGAGUUAUGCCACCAAAAAUACAUAUUUUCCUUAAAACACUUAAGUUGUAUUACAGUCCUUUAUGGACACAGACAUCUUAACAGAUGAUACACUACCUCUUUUGUGUUUCCUGUCUGUUUUGCCUGGUGCUCUAUAUAUAUAUAACACAAAGUGUUUGUGGCCUUAGCAUAGUUUAUUUGGGCAGGGAGGGGGGUUGCUUUUUUUUCCAAGCUGUAUGUACUGGUUACAUCAAGAGAACUUUUCAUUGUAAAAAAUUUUAUGGUUAUAUCAUUGAGUGAAAACAUUAUUUAUGUGAAAAUCUUGUUUUAACUGCUUCUGUCUUAGAAAAGGAAUUGAUUUACAAGACAGGACAUUAUAAUUGGUGCAUAUAGAAAGAACAGGAUUUUGUAGCUGUAGAAUGGCUACAUAUAGUAGUCUUCUUAAACUUUCUGGAUGGCAGUUAAGGAUUAUUUUAACUAUUCAAAGUCACCUACAAUGAUGUAUUGUGUAAAUAUUUGUAACUGUUGAAAAUGUUAAUACUGCAUAUAUUUUAACUGGGUGCUAUUAAAUUAUAAUAGUCAAUAUUA
Sphaerodactylus townsendi is the source of this 6494-nucleotide messenger RNA. It is a transcript of the gene COL24A1, whose product is annotated as collagen type XXIV alpha 1 chain. The coding region runs from base 457 to 5544 and encodes 1695 amino acids. NCBI's taxonomy places the organism in Eukaryota, Metazoa, Chordata, Lepidosauria, Squamata, Sphaerodactylidae. Gene Ontology annotation, molecular function: extracellular matrix structural constituent. The record is from RefSeq and is a predicted model, not a curated record. The transcript has 60 exons.